Messenger RNA from Aspergillus sclerotioniger CBS 115572, 4879 nucleotides. RefSeq names its product putative eukaryotic translation initiation factor subunit eIF-4F. The coding region runs from base 92 to 4726 and encodes 1544 amino acids. The transcript is spliced from 5 exons. Gene Ontology annotation, cellular component: eukaryotic translation initiation factor 4F complex. The record is from RefSeq and is a predicted model, not a curated record. Lineage: Eukaryota; Fungi; Ascomycota; Eurotiomycetes; Eurotiales; Aspergillaceae. Gene Ontology annotation, molecular function: protein binding; translation initiation factor activity; mRNA binding.
UAAACAGACUUCCUGACUACUUCGUCCUCUCUUCUAUCCCCCCAAGUCAAACCUACCAGCGCUUGAAUCUUCUCCGCGUAUCACCUGUCUAAUGAGCUCGAUCCCUCCCAAGUCAGGCCUUCAACCUCAAGGACAAAGCACCUCGACCCAGGCCGCUUCCUCCACACACUCCGCUGCUGGGAAAUCUUCGACCCAGGCACCGGUUCCCACGCCCUCGUCUACGUCGACGACGGCCCCUCGCUCCUACGCCAACGCCACCAAGAAGUCCGCGACGGACUCGACCGCCGCUCCCGUCACCGUGGGCGGCCCGUCGCAACAUGGGAAGUCGACUACAGCAUCUCCUGUGAGCGGCAAACCCAUGCAGCAAUCCCAAACCACCGGCGUCACCAUCGUCAAUGGCGCCCCGGCCCCGGCCUCUCAGGGCGACCACACCAGAAAGCCGUCCGUGACCAUCACAUCCGCUGGCACCUCGGGCUACAUCCCCAACGGUGGCCAGACUGGUCGUCCGAACAGCCUGCAGUUCGGCUUUGCCAACCAGCAGUCUUCUCCUAAUAUGGGCAAUCCCGCUGUCUUGGCUAGCCAGCCUCAGUCCGGUCUUGGUGUCACUCCGCCCAUGAACCCUCGUGUGACCUCGCCACAGACGUCUCCUUCUCCCAUUCCUCAGCCCGCUUCGAGCGGUGGCCGGCCACCGCCGUCGUCGUAUCAGACUCAGGGCAACGUGCCGAACUUUGGUAGCUUUGGCGAGGGUGAUAACCAGCAGAUGCGGCCGGCUCCUCAGGCACCCCUUGGUCCUGGCGCUCAGUCGACCCAUCUGCGCCGCGAAUCCUCACAGUCAACCCACAGUGAUAUGACCAACCAUAUGGGCAGCGGUCCCGCUGGCCGCGGCGGUUAUCCCCAUCAGGGCGGCCGUGGACGUGGAUAUUCGCAGUCGAGCUAUCAGGGACAGAUGCCCUACUCCCCGGGUCCCAGCUUCCGUUCGACGCCCAGCCAACCCCGUGGCGGUCCCAACAUGGCGCCUCAAUUUCACGGCCCUAACCAGGGACGCCCGUUGGCACCCUUCCCCAACUCUCCGCACCAGGCGAGUCGCAGUCCGGCGCUGGCCAACGCACACCCCACGACCCCCCAAAUGAACCAGGUCCCCAUGGCCCAUGCGCAGAUGCCGCCUCAACCCUACUAUGGCCAACCCAUGCCCCAGCCUGUGAGAUCCCACCCCUUCCAAAAGCCCCGGCGUGGUCCCUUGAAUCGAAAAAGAGGAAACCCCCGGUCACUGCCUGCACCCCGUUCUUCUCUUGCUCUUUCUUCCCAAAUCUCUCUCCCUCCCCCAAAUCUGGCACCAGAAAGUGGGCAUUUCGAACGCUAUCUAACUUUGAUGAAAAACAAUCAGGCCUAUCCCGGCUUCGACCCCGCCUACGCUUACUACCCCAACUAUAACAUGGGAGUCAACCAGUACAUGCCCCCGUCCCCGUCGAAUCGCCCUGGCAUUCCGUACAACCCUCAGGGCCCGUACAUGCCGAACCAGUACUCGGUGCAGCCCCCCGCGCAGGGGACGGCCUUGUCUCGUAGCCCAUCGCAGGUUUCGAACGACCGGCCUGGGUCUAGCUUGGGUCAAGGCCAGCCCCCUGCUGGUCCUCCCGGUCCCGCUCAUGCCCACAAUGCCAGCCGUUCAUCGAACAGCCCAGCCCCUCAGAAGACACCCUUCGUUCUUCCGACCAAGAAGAGCGCUAUCGUCAUCAAGGAUCCCGGCAGUGGCGCUGUGAAGACGUUUGAGAAGGCCCCAGCCUCUCCCGCCCGUGUCACUCCUUCUCCCGUCAAGAUCGCUACCCCGACCUCGACUCCUCCCCCUCGCACCGGCAGCAGCGCCGAUCACACUCGCACGGACUCCAAGUCCACUAAGACGGAUGAGGAGAAGAAGAAGGAGCUGAGAGAUGCGGUGCGCCAGAAGAUCGAGCAAGAUGAGGCGGAGCAGCGUCGCAAGGCCGAGGAGGAGCAAGCGGCCGCUAACCGCAAGAAGGAGGAAGAAGAAGAGGCGGCGCGCAAGAAGGCCGAAGAGGAGGCGGCUGAGAAGAAGAAGGAGGAAGAGGAGGCCGCACAGAAGAAGGCCGCCGAGGAAGAGGCGGCGCGCAAGGCCCUCGAGGAGUUGAGCUUGAAGGACAAGGCGACCGACGCCAAGGCCGAGGAGCCUUCCAAGCCCGCAGCUGCCCCUGCUCCUGCUGAUGAUGACGACAUUGACUACGAUGCCAUUGAACGCGAGAUGGCCGAGCUCGAGGCCAAGGAGCGUGCUGCGGAGGAAGCUUACUAUGCCAAGAAGAAGGCUGAGAAGGAAGAGAAGGAGCGCAAGGAGAAGGAGGAGCUUGAAGCCUACGAGGCCAACAUGAAGGCUGCCGAGCGUGAGGCAGAGGCAUUGGAAGAAGCCCGCGAGAAGAAGCGCCAAGGUGGUGUCGUCGAGGACGACUCGAAGAGCAAGGAGCUCUUCCAAUCUCUCAAGAAGGGAGGAUUUCCUGCCACCGAGGUCAGCACUCCUGGAGACAGCGGCACGGCCACGCCCGCUUCCGAUCUGUCCAUGGGCCCCCCUGCUAAGCCUGCCAGCGCUACAAAGCGCGACAAGCCGGCUGCCCUCAAGUUGGAGACCACCAAGGCCGUUGAGCCUCCUCAGCCCAGCGCGGCUAUGAAGGCUCUUCAGUCCGCUCGGUUUGUCGAGGACCUCAGCAAGGUUGCUUACCCUUCGUCCAUUGUCUCUCCUAAUCCUGCUCUGAACGCCAACGCGCCCGCCGACCGCAAGUUCCACUACAACAAGGAGUUCUUGCUGCAGUUCCAGGAGGUGUUCAAGGAGAGGCCUUCCCCCGACUGGGAUGCCCGUGUGCGUGAGACCGUGGGUGACAGCGACUCUUCCCGUCCUCAGUCGGCCCGGACGCCAAUGAUGGGUGGCCGGAACUCUUCGCGAUCCGGUGGUGUCACUCAGGGCUUCCAGAUGGGUAGCUUCGGCCAGCCCGCCAACCGCAACAGCCUGCCCCCCGGUACCACUUCCGCCGAGCGCUUCGCUAUGUCGAACGCCGCCUCCACCAGGACUUCCUCCAUGGGCGGCAAUCCGUUUGGCGCGUUCGGACGUCCCGGUAUGGGUAUGGGUGCUCAUGGUAUCAACCGCACCAACUCUGCUAGCGCUAUGCAUCCCGGUAUGCCCUCAUCUCCGCGUGUUGGCUCCAACCGCGCCGGCACGCGCACCGGCAGCAAGCGUGAUAAGCAUCAAGCCAAGAAGGAGGAGGAGAUGGCCAAGUCCAUGCCUCUUACUGCUGGACUUGACAUCAAGCCUAUCCAAGUGUCUAGCACUGGUUGGAAGCCUCGCAGUGUUGGUCAGGCUGCUCAAUCUGCUGCUGCUGCUGCUGCUGGCCCUACUCCCGCCGGUGCUGCUCACAUGCCCCCGGAUAUGGUGCAGCGUAAGGUCAAGGCUGCUUUGAACAAGAUGACCCCUGAGAACUUCGAUCGUAUCGCCGGUCAGCUCCUGGAGAUCGUUUCUCAGUCCAAGGACGAGUCUGAUGGACGUACUCUGCGCCAGGUCAUCCAGCUCACCUUCGAGAAGGCCACUGACGAGGCCCACUGGGCUUCCAUCUAUGCCAAGUUCUGUAAGCGCAUGCUUGAGAGUAUGAGCGCUGAGAUCAAGGAUGAGAACAUCCAUGAUAAGAACGGCAACGUUGUCGCUGGUGGUAGCUUGUUCCGCAAAUACCUUCUUAACCGUUGCCAGGAAGAGUUCGAGCGCGGUUGGAAGGUCAACCUUCCUCCUAAGCCGGAGGGUGAGACCGAGGAGGCUGCUAUGAUGUCUGACGAGUACUACAAGGCCGCCGCUGCCAAGCGUCGUGGUCUUGGUCUUGUCAAGUUCAUUGGUGAGCUGUACAAGUUGGGCAUGCUGACGGAGCGUAUUAUGCACGAGUGUGUCAAGAAGCUUGUCGACUACGAGGGUAUGCCCGAUGAGGCCGAGGUUGAAAGUUUGACCAGCCUUCUGCGUACCAUCGGUGCCAGCCUCGACGCCUCCGAGAGGGGACACGCCAUGAUGGACGCUUACUUCCAGCGGAUCGGCCUGAUGGUCCAGACCCCUGGCCUGCCUAGUCGUCUGAGGUUCAUGCUUAUGGAUAUCAUCGACCUGCGUACUGCUCGCUGGCAGUCCAAGGACUCCGACAAGGGUCCCAAGACGAUCCAACAGAUUCGUGAAGAGGCUGCUCGUGCUCAACAGGAAGCCGAUGCGGAGCGUGCUCGCCAGCAGGCCAACCGUGGUAGCCGCCCCACCAUGGGUCGUGGUGAUGCUCGCAGCUACAGCGGCUAUGGAAACCAGGCCCCCCCGCAAGACUUCGCAUCCAGCAAGGUUGGAAGUGACGAUCUCCGUCGUCUACGGACGACCCGUAACACCAACCAGCCGAUGUCUUUCGGACCGUCCAGCAUGCUGGGCUCCCGCAGCAACAGCGGACGGAAGAACCUUGGCCCUGGCGGCAACUUGGUUCGUGGCAGCGAUGACAGUGCUGCUAGCAGCCGGACUGGCACUCCCACCGGCAAGAAGGAAGACAAGGAGGCCGCGUCCUCGAUGAACGCAUUCAGUGCUCUGGCAAGCUUGGAAGACCGUGACAACAUGGCCACCUCUCCUCCAUCGAACCCCACCUCCCCUCUGUUGACCAAGUCGCAACCCGCGGUCGAGCGCCGACCCUCCAAGACCCCGUCGAAGGACGGUGAGGAAGCAUCAUAGAUUCUGUCGCAAUGAUAAUGAAAAAUGAUUCCGUUCUUCUGGAAAGAUUUCUUCUCACUUCUUUUUGACACCUAGUCACGACAUGCCCGUCAUGUGAUUUGAAAUGAACAUUCCUCUCUAAUCUUCUCGUCCAUGAUUUCGGCGAAAACCAAA